Funneliformis geosporum is the source of this 400-nucleotide messenger RNA. The record is from the annotation of a GenBank genome assembly. NCBI's taxonomy places the organism in Eukaryota, Fungi, Glomeromycota, Glomeromycetes, Glomerales, Glomeraceae.
CGAUCAGGGAUUAUUUUGAUGAAACGCCCGUUGAAGAAUGGGAGUAUCUUCACUUUUUAAAGUCUUUCGAGCCCGUCAUUAUGUCAACUAUAGAUACCGUAAAAGAUACGGACAAAGGAACAUGGAGGAACGAACAACAAAGAAAUACUGCAAUUCGCUUGAAAGGGAAGAACUUAUUAUGUGUAGAUAAUUUCUGGGACGAAAUUGAAGGAAAAAAAAUGAAUUUACGUAAAAAACGGGAGGUGGUGAAUAUGACGAAUUCAGUCAUCAACAAUAUAGAAAUAGAUGCCUUAGAAUUCAUAGAAACUGCACGCACGGAGAAAAAGAAAAUGAUUUUGAGUUCACUGAAGCGGAAACCCGAAAAUGUAGUGAAUGCAGGAAAACGUCGCAAAUUGCCUAG